UCUUAUAUUUAUUUUACAGUUUCCCAAUUUUCUUCCCGUGCGAAGAGAGAGCAAUGGAGAAGGGAAUCUAAUGGCACAUCAGUUUUCCCCCGUCUCCUCCGUCUACUGCAAGAACAGUACCGGAAGAGGGAGAAUCAAAUUCUUCAAUUUCUGUUGAGAUUAGGUUUUGCAAUUUCGCUGUUGUUGAUUUUGAACGGAUGUUAGACUGAUAUUGAAUGAGGUAUUGCUGAGCACAAAUCAAUCUGUGUAGUUUGCGUUAAGAAAAUCUCAAUGAUUCGAAAACGGUUCCAAGAGGCUAAAACAGGUAUGCAACUGGUGAAAUCGUUGAGAGCCGAGAGGUUCUUGAAGAAAGUUGGAUUGGGUAGAGAGGAUCGUUACUUCUGGAAGCAAAUUGGCAAGGCUCUGUUGUGUACGUAUACUCUGAUCGGCGUUGCAUGGCUUUACAACGAAACAUCACCAUUUGGUUGGUGGACGCUGAAGCCACGGUCUAAGGCAGAGAAAGAUUUGGCUCACCUCUAUGAGCGGCGGGAAUUUCCAUAUCCAGGUGAUGAAGAAGCUAUGGAGGAGUUCAUUGCCAAGGGUGGAAUGAUCGGAACUGCCAUCGGUCCGAAGGGGAUGCUUGAUUUUGAUAAAGAUUCUUACAACUAUCAGAAAGAACUACAGAACAAGAAGCUUGAGCAAGAGGCCCAGAAGCUAUGGUUCAGGAUGAGGAAUGAGGUUAUUUCAGAGCUUCAGGAGAAGGGCUACGAUGUCGAGUGAGGUGACAAUACUGAUGGAUUGUUGAAUAAGGAGUCAGUCUUCGAUGUAGAUAUGCCAAUGGUUUCUAAUGUUGAUGUUAGUGUGGAGAAUAUGAAUAUAUCUGAGGUAGAGGUCAAUGUCGUUCAAGGUGACUCACUCAACGAUCAACAUUUGAUGAUCAUAGAGAUAGAGUCGAUGAUGAACGAAGAAUAACAUAUUGAUAAAGGAUCGUUGGAACAGAAUCACCCGACAAUUAAAGGUGAACCUUGUACAGAUUCAAUGGCAAGUGGUGAACACCAAUCGUAGAAAAAGGAAGCGUAUCCCACAGGGAUCGAUCAACCCCAUCGUCAUCACAUUUAAGUUCACCUCAUCUGUAGAGAAUGUCUAGGUUGGUAACCUGUUUUAUGCGAAAAAAGAUUUAUGUAAGAAACUGUCUAUCAUUAUUAUGAAGAAAAAUUUUGAAUUUCGUUGUCAAUAAAUCUACAACGAAACUAUAUGUUGUAAAA
Benincasa hispida (wax gourd) is the source of this 1244-nucleotide messenger RNA. Its product is annotated as homeobox prospero protein. The record is from RefSeq and is a predicted model, not a curated record. NCBI's taxonomy places the organism in Eukaryota, Viridiplantae, Streptophyta, Magnoliopsida, Cucurbitales, Cucurbitaceae.